AGCUCUGUUAAAGUUCCUUGUUGCUAUGCAAGUCUGCUGGAGACGCAAGUUAAAUAACUUUAUUAUUUGACCGCUCCACGGCGCUCUUUUCCUGUUUGCUCGCCUUCGCUUAUAUUUGUCUCAAUCGCCCAUAUAUUCCUCGCAUUACCACAACAUGUCGCCAUUGCGCCUCUUUUGAACCGGAAACUCCAUGUAUUUUCGUUGCUAUUCUCCUGUUAUGAUGUCCCGGUUGCCUGUCUGUGUGGUGCAGUGCUUGAGUCUGUGGAAUUGGAAUAUCAUGGCCGCCUGAGCAAGUUUCAGUCAGUCUGCUCUCCUUUCUCUCUUCAAAACCGGGAUCUUUCAUUUUUUUCAGCUUUUCUCGGGUUCUACCUUCGUUUAAAGGAUUUAUGAUUCAUGUCAAAGCCUCAACAUGCAGCCUCCUCCGAGAAAGGUAAAAGUCACCCAAGAGCUGAAGAACAUUCACACUGAACAGAUGAGCAGACUGCAAGCCAAGCACCAAGCAGAAUGCGAUUUACUGGAAGACAUCAGGACUUACAGCCAAAAGAAAUCUGCAAUAGAAAAGGACUAUGCACAGGCUCUCCAGAAAUUAGCCAGCCAGUACUUAAAGAAAGAUUGUCCGGGUGUGAAAACAGAAGAACGAACUGAUUACAGGAAUGUCUAUACAGUAUGGAAGUCUUUUUUAGAAGGGACUGUGCAGGUAUCUCAAUCUCGCAGUAACAUCUGUGAAAACUACAAGAACCAGAUCUCAGAACCGGCGAAGACUCUGAAACUGCUGAAGGAACAGCAGUUAAAAAAGUGCAUAGACCAGUUGACACGUAUCCAAUCGGAGUUGCAGGAUACGGUAAAGGACCUGGCGAAAUCCAAAAAGAAGUACUUUGAGACGGAACAGAUGGCUCACACAGUGAGAGAGAAGGCAGACAUUGAAGCCAAGUCUAAACUUAGUUUAUUUCAUUCAAGAAUAAGUUUACAGAAAGCCAGUGUAAAGUUAAAAGCCAAGAGGAGCGAUUGCAACUCGAAAGCCACGCACGCCAGGAAUGAUUACCUUCUGACGCUGGCAGCUGCAAAUGCACACCAGGACCGUUACUAUCAGACCGACCUGAUGAACACCAUGAAGGAUCUUGAUGGCGACAUCUACGAUCACGUAAAGGAUUAUUUAAUAUCAUUCAGCCGGACUGAACUCGAGACGUGUCGGUCCGUACACAAUACAUUCCAAUUUCUGUUGGAAACGUCCAGCAGGGUGAUGCAGGAUUUCAAUCAGCAGCUGUUUCUGCAGGAGAAUCCAGUCUUUCACAAAGCACAAGUCUUUCACUUCCAGCCCAGUGACAGCGACAUGAGUUUAAAUGCUGUCCAGCUGGUGGACAUUGAGCCCUCGCCUGUCAGUGCUAUGAGAAUGACUUUAUCGGAGAGCCGUCAACUGGAGUCUGAGACGGGGACAACCGAAGAGCACAGUCUGAAUAAAGAAGCUCGUAAGUGGGCAACAAGGGUGGCCCGGGAGCAUAAAAAUAUCAUCCAUAACCAACGGGCCUUAGAGGAGUACGAUACCCACGGGGUUGUGCCAACAGAACAAAGUCGUAUCGAACUGGAACAAAAAGUCGAGGAAGCAAAAGAAAAUAUCCGGAAAGCAGAGACGGUGAAGCUGAAGGCAGAGGCCCGCCUGGACUUGCUGCGUCAAAUCGGGGUGUCUGUGGACACGUGGCUGAAGAGUGCCAUGAACCAGGUGAUGGAGGAGCUGGAGAAUGAGCGCUGGGCCAGCCUCCCGACCCUGUCCAACAACGACUCCUCACUCUCGAUGGGAGCAGAUGAGAGAGAGGAGGGGGAGGAGUUUGAGGACAACAUGGACGUGUUUGACGACAGCAGCUCCAGUCCUUCCGGCACCUUGAGGAACUACCCGCUGACCUGCAAGGUCCUCUACUCCUACAGGGCUUCACAACCAGAUGAGCUGACUAUAGAGGAACAGGAGGUGCUGGAGGUUAUUGAAGAUGGAGACAUGGAAGACUGGGUGAAGGCAAAGAAUAAAGGUGGGCACGUGGGCUAUGUCCCGGAGAAGUACCUUCAGUUUCCUACGUCCAACAGCCUCUUAAGCAUGCUGCAGUCCCUGGCAGCCCUGGACGCACGGUCCCACACAUCGAGCAACUCCACAGAGCCUGAGCUGGCAUCGGGCAGCAUGAACGGAGAUGCAAGUGUUAGUUUUGUGAAGGCACUGUACGAAUACAACGGGCAGACGGAAGACGAGCUGUCGUUCCCGGAGGGGGCCAUCAUCCGCAUCCUGAACAAAGACAACCAGGAGGAUGACGGCUUCUGGGAGGGGGAGUUCAACGGGUGCGUGGGCGUCUUCCCCUCAGUGCUGGUGGAAGAGCUGGUUGGCUCAGAGAACGGCGACUCCCAGUGGAUCGGAGGGGACGUGCAGGUUUCUCCUUCCUCGAAGCUGCAGACUUCCCUCCCUCCUUUGCCGCUGUACGACCAGCCGCCCUGCAGCCCCGACAAUAACAACUCGCAGUUCUUCCCCAGGUCGCCCUCCGUGAACGAGCACAAUAGUUUCAGUUCAGACUGCCCUGGCUUCUCUCAGCUGCCCCGAUUCACCCCAGACAGCGCUCGGGGCAAGCUUCGACCUGUGCGAGCUGCCCCCCCUCCCCCCACACAGCACCCCCGCAGACAGGCAGAGAAGACGGAGGAAGUGGAGAUCACCUUGGUGUAACAGCGCUGAACUCUUCUGUGCGCCACACAAGCAGAGCUCCUCGUCGGAACGGUGGCCAGUCUUAUCGUUUUGCGUUGGGAAAUGACGUCUCGAAGCAUGAGAAGGGAUAAAAGAGUGCAAUUUUGGGGAUGGCAAGCGACUUCUUCAAAGUCACAAAUGUUUUGUGCCUGACUUGCGCAUCCCUUUUCAUGGGCAUUGAAACCAGAAUAGACUGACUGUCCGAGUAAAGAAAGACAGAAAGCUGAAGAAUGGCCUCGGCUUGUGGAUGAAGAUGAUUGGAGCAGACUGAGGCUUUUUUUUUUUUUUAGGCCUCGUUACAUGUAGUCCUAUCAUAUGUAUAUAAUGUGCAUUAGUACAGUACAUUACUGUUGCCAUAGGAAUGUUCAGAAUACGCGAAACAUUUCUUCAUAUAGCAUUACCAAGUCUAUACUUUAUUUGAUAUAAAACAGAUACUAUUGAGAGCCAAACGAAAGGGAAUUGACUGACAUGUUAAAGGGGGCUGGUUCCUCUUCUGUGAUUUUCCUCUUCAUAAAAAAAUUAAAAAUAAAGUUAAUCUCUUAUCUCAUAGAUAAGGGACAUGUGGCAAUUGAAAUAAGAUAAGCUAAUACUCUUUUCAGCUUUUACAAUGGUGUCUGUAUUACUAAUAUUUAGUCAAGUGUAACAAAUAAAUAAAUAAUAAACGCAAUACAGAUUUAUUCGUAUAGGAAUUGGUGGUAAUCAUGAAAACUGAUCUAGAUAACGUAGAGAUAGAUAAGUCUGUUUACUCCCCAUUUCACUUCUAUUAUAAUGAGUUAAGCAUUCAAUGUGUGCGUGUUUGUAUGUAUGUAUGUGGAUCACUAUUUGAAUAUGAGUUGCUGUGCAUCAUAAUACACAUGUCUAUUUCCUGGAUCUGUGCUGUUUCUACAUUUAAACACUAGAAAGAUGGUGGCGCUUUCUGACAGGUAAAUUAUGUCUGACAGGAAUUUAUCAGCCUAUGAAACAGUAUUUCAAACUAGACAUUAGCUGCAAUGCCUUUUCUGAUACUUAUUUGGCAAAUCAGCUCUUCAGACUAAAAAACAGUAAUAGUAAUUUUAGAAGCAGUUCACUGUUUUAUUUAUGUUUUUUUAUAAAGCUGUGUUUUCAGACUAU
Molecule: messenger RNA, 3823 nt
Organism: Acipenser ruthenus (sterlet)
Lineage: Eukaryota; Metazoa; Chordata; Actinopteri; Acipenseriformes; Acipenseridae
Product: F-BAR and double SH3 domains protein 2
Exons: 21
Coding region: 410-2695 (761 amino acids)
Biological process (GO): regulation of actin filament polymerization; neuromuscular synaptic transmission
Cellular component (GO): recycling endosome; neuromuscular junction
Molecular function (GO): protein binding
Source: RefSeq, a predicted model, not a curated record